This is a messenger RNA of Poecilia reticulata (guppy), 2222 nucleotides long. NCBI's taxonomy places the organism in Eukaryota, Metazoa, Chordata, Actinopteri, Cyprinodontiformes, Poeciliidae. The record is from RefSeq and is a predicted model, not a curated record.
AAGUCUCUACGAUAAAGUAAGUGAAUAGAAAAGGGUCUUUUGAAAGUUUCUAGGGGGCGCCCUUGAGCAGUUUCUUGUGCGAUUUUUGCGGUGACUUUAAAAUACGUAAAUUUUCACCAGGCUCUAUGAGCCCGCCAAGUUUGGUGAGUUUUUGAAUAUGAUAAAGCCCCCAAAAAGCCAAUUUACUUUACGGAAGAAGAAGAAUAAUUUACAGCACGAUUCCAAUAGGCCUUCGCAGCGCUUAGCUGCUCGGGCCUAAAAAUACACAAGUCCCUAAUUACAUUACUGAUCAUAAUAAAAAUGCUACUUAAAAACAGAUAACAAUAUUAGCAAUAAUAAAUUGACACUCUCUGCCCCUGAGCGAGCAACAAAAAUGUGUCAUUAUGUUUAACUUAAUUUUAAAAGUCAGACCAAGGACUAUUUGAAUAGUCCGAAGUUAAAAGGACAAGAAAAUAAAUGUUUGAAACACAUUCAGAGCAGCCUUCACUGUUCAAACACUGACCCCGAUAAGAAAACCUGUUAGCAGAAAUGUUACUUGCCCCAUAAAGAUUGACCAACAUAAUUUUCCAGAAUUGCUCAGCUCUGUAGUGAAUCUGUUAUCAAACAACACAGCAAACAAUGUGCAGUGUGUGUGCUGCCUAUAAAUACCUAUAAAUGUCCAGCUGCUCCGGAGGAAAGCGUCGACUUGUUGCUGUCCACUAUGACACCUUGUUUCCCUGCUGUUCUUCAGCACUGCAGCACCAGCAGAAGACGAAUGAAGCCAGCUGACCCAAACUCUGACAGCUGAACAGAUCAACCAGUCCCGACUGCUGCAUCCUACCACAGGUUCCUGCACACCUGCUCUGACUGCCUGCUCAUGCACACCUACGACAACGAAAACCAUUCCCAGAUGUUCUACCUGUUUGACAGGAAGACAACCGUGGCAGCCUCUGAUUUGAACGUCUUCAGGAAACAAGCUGAAUACCUCAAGUUUUCUCUGUCAUCAAAGUUUCAGUACGACACCAGCAAAGCUCCAAAAAUCAACUCCGCACUGUUCUGUCCCUCCACUGUGUCGGUACACCUCAACAGUACCUUCCGCCUGCUCCUCUGCAGCGGGCUCCUCCGCCGCCACUGUGGGUUCCUCCGCCGCAGCCGCCGCGGGAUCCUCCGCUCACUAGGAAGCGCCGUACUAGUCUGCCGCACCGGACCCUAAGCAGCGAGACAACUCCUGGACGUCAGAGAAGUCUGGUCCCGCCACCUGCACCCGACGCCAGAGGGUCACCUUCCCGGACCUGGACAGUGCCUCAGGCAGUCCCGGCACGCUGCUGUCGUGGACGUGCAGUCUCGCUCCACAUACCAACGGUUCUUCUAAAAGCCAAUGCAGAGAAUUACGUGUUUUUGCUCUUUGCAAUUUAAAAAGAGCACAGGAUUUAAAAACACACUGAUAAAACUGAGGCAACCCUUUUAACUUUAAAAGACUAAAACCAGUUAAAAACAGAGCAGCAUCCAGCCACAGACAAUUAACAUGUCUGAGGAUACAGCUGGCCACGUCCUUCCUCACAGGAGAUCCUGUCAGGUAUUUCUGUAGAAACUGUAAACGAAAAGUUGCUGUUCUGCUGGACAGGUGGACAAGGCCCUGGCCCCCCUCCUCUCUUAAUAAAAACAACACAGACUGUGGCACCCAGUGUAGACUGUUCCAGAAAAAAUUUACCAUCUCUGAUUGUAAUUUUACAAGUAAGCCAGAUGGUGGGUCUAUAACAUUGAGUUUGUGUCACAGCUGCGAUGCCAUCGAGGUUGUUUAAAACCAGCACUCUGCCCCUGUAGGACAUCUGGGAGUGGAGCCACUUCCAUUUUGACAAUUUGUUUUUGAUUUUCUGCUUGACGUUUUCCCAGUUUUUAUUUACAAUAACCUUGCUGCCAAAAAACACACCAUACUGUUAGGGUUAAAUCUCAUGUUUAAAGACAGCAGCAGGCAAGAAGCCAAAAACGCUUUAUCUCAGCGAAAGGAGUGAAAAAUGGACUAUCAGUGAAUUCGCAGCUCUACAUUCUAUUUACAGCCUUAUUAGAUGUUGGACAGGUCCGAAAUGCUAAGAAGAAAUAGAUCUGGCUGUUUCAAAUUGAAGUUAGGGCUAAAUCUCAUGUUUAAAGACAGCAGCAGGCAAGAAGCCAAAAAUGCUUUAUAUCAGCGAAAGGAGUGAAAAAUGGACUAUCAGUGAAUUCGCAGUUCUACAUUCAAUUUUCAG